Molecule: messenger RNA, 459 nt
Organism: Oppiella nova
Lineage: Eukaryota; Metazoa; Arthropoda; Arachnida; Sarcoptiformes; Oppiidae
Source: the annotation of a GenBank genome assembly
UUUUCAUUUUGUGUCGCAUUCAUACACAUAAAUGCAAUACUUUCGUACAGAAUCUAUUGCUAGAUAAAUAUCUUGACUCUUUUCAUAACUUGUGUAUUACAUAACUUUGAGUGAAGUUUUCCAAACUCAGAAUAUAUUCAUAAUAAAAACUGUGUUCAUUACAUGAAUAUAAUGGGUUUUGAGAUGACCAGGUUUGAAUUACUAGUGGAACCGAAACAGUAUUACAGAAACGGCGAUCGAGUUAACUGUAUGUUAAUCAUAGAAUUAGUGGGACUUUUGAAAUGCAAACACAUAUUCAUUACAGCCAUCGGUGAAGUGAUCGCUAAACAAUCUCGUGAUCUGGGUACCACUCAGUUCAUGUCCAUUCCACUCAAUCUAAGAGAUUUAGUAAGAAAUGAUGUGUUGGAAACAGGUCUCUAUCGGAUUCCCUUUGACUUUUAUUUGCAAAAUUUACGUUAA